Messenger RNA from Gopherus evgoodei (Goodes thornscrub tortoise), 1614 nucleotides. It is a transcript of the gene RAB29, whose product is annotated as RAB29, member RAS oncogene family. Lineage: Eukaryota; Metazoa; Chordata; Testudines; Testudinidae. Bases 1078 to 1479 code for a protein of 133 amino acids. The record is from RefSeq and is a predicted model, not a curated record. The transcript is spliced from 4 exons. Gene Ontology annotation, biological process: vesicle-mediated transport. Gene Ontology annotation, cellular component: Golgi apparatus; vesicle; trans-Golgi network. Gene Ontology annotation, molecular function: GTPase activity; GTP binding.
GCCUCUGGAGUCAGUAGAGGACAGAAUUUCCAAGUGUGCAGCUUGUUUGACUUUUUUUCUUCUUCAGCGAGAGACCCUUAAAAAACCCAGUGACUUUAUUUUUGAUUGGAAAAAACAAAGGUUCUGUUUUGUGGUGUACAUUCCCCGCCCCCCCCCCAUGGUGAUUAAACGUUGAAUCAUGUGGCUAGUCUAGAGAGAACACAGCAGCAUGGAUUGAUAAAUUCCACAGCAUGCUUUCCACUAUUUAAAAGGAACACAGACUGAAUGGGGAGAGAGGGAAGAUGAUGUGUAUCUGGAUGGAGGUUUUUCACCUCUCUAGAACCCCUGUCUGAAUACAGCACGGACUGGUUGCCAUGAGUAGAGUGCUGAUUCUCCUCACCCUCAGUGUUAAAUCAGGAGUAACUCCCACUGCUAUGAGAAAAGAAUUGGGCCCAGAAAGUUACCAUCUGACAGCUGUUUGGUGACCUGUGUGAAAAGGGUAGAGAAUAAGUAUCCAUAUCAGAGACAUCAAUCAAAUGGUCAUGGAGACAGGAUUCCCCUACAGGCCCUGGAGUUGGUGAGUCUGGGUUGGGGUGAGGCACAGUGUCUGGGAGACAGUGGGAUGGAGAAAACUUUCAUUGCAGCUACCUCUGUAGAGAACCAGAAGAACUCUGCUUCCAGCUCUAUUAAAGUUUAGCAGCAAAAACAAAAGGAGACAGAGCAGCGUCGGAGUGCGGGGAGCGGGCAGGAUAGGGGGUUGGAGCAUGGAAUUGUGGGACUGGGUGAUUGGUGAAAGUCCUAGCUGUGGCUUUAUCCUGCUGCAGUAUUUCCGGUGUGAGUGUGGCACAGGCAUCAAUCUAAUCAUUAAAAAAGGAGAAGUUGUUCCAAUUGCAGCAGCAUGCAGAUGUCAGCUGAAAACCCAAGAGGCCAUUUAUGGUUUGUGGGACUAAUGGCUGCUGCAUUGUUGUUUAACCCCCAGCCAUGUGCUCAGGGCUGUACAAGACUCUCAGACACUGCCAGUUCCUGCCCUGCUGUGCUUACAGACUAAAAGGCACACAGGGAAAAUAGCAGUUGGGAGGGCAGGAACGCUUCACAUCCAUGACCCGGCUGUACUACAGAGAGGCAUCGGCCUGCAUUAUCAUGUUUGAUGUCACUAACUUUAGCACGUUCAGCAACAGCCUGAGGUGGAAGCAGGAUUUGGACAGCAAGCUCACGAUGCCAGAUGGAAGCCUGGUGCCCUGCUUGCUGCUGGCUAAUAAGUGCGACCUUUCGCCAUGGGCAGUGACCAGGGAAGAGAUUGAUCGGUUCAGCAAAGAGAACGGUUUCUCUGGCUGGACUGAAACAUCUGUCAAGGAAAACAAGAAUAUUAAUGAGUCUAUGAGAGUCCUUAUUGAAAAGAUGAUGGCAUCGUCCACGGGUGAUGGAGACCUUUCUGUUUCUGGCCGCGGGGACUAUAUUAACAUAAAAGAUGCUUCCCCACCUGGCUGGGGAUGCUGUUAGCUUUGCUCACUUCUCCAUCUCUGCAUCACAGCAAAAGGGAAUGUCUUUUCACUGAUAAUUGGCUUUAUUAAGUGAUGAAGAAUUGUCUCCUGUUCAGCACACACUGACUCUCAGUAAAGCAUUGCUGUCAAUGAC